Magnolia sinica is the source of this 665-nucleotide messenger RNA. RefSeq names its product protein EARLY RESPONSIVE TO DEHYDRATION 15-like. The coding region runs from base 46 to 465 and encodes 139 amino acids. The record is from RefSeq and is a predicted model, not a curated record. The transcript has 2 exons. NCBI's taxonomy places the organism in Eukaryota, Viridiplantae, Streptophyta, Magnoliopsida, Magnoliales, Magnoliaceae.
GACCUAAACCCUGCAUAAUAGAGCCAGCCAUCUCUUGCAGUCGCAAUGGACGUGAUUUCGCAGCGAUCAUCCUCUUCUUUGAACCCUAACGCUCCGCUCUUCGUCCCGUGGGCUUAUCGGACGGUGGAGGACUUUUCGGAUCAGUGGUGGGAGCUGGUGCAGUCAUCCGCUUGGUUUCGUGACUACUGGCUUCAGGAAUGUUUCCAGGAGCCCCAAAAUGACCUUGAUGAACUUUUCCAGAAUGACGAGCCUUCCCUGCCAGAAAUCGAGGCCGUCUUCGAUGGCUACAAACAAGAAGAAGAAGGAGGAGGAGGAGAGGAGAAAGGAUCUAGAGAUGUGGUUUCAAUGGCAGCAUUGAAAUGGACGAAAAGUCGGCUUCUGCCGAAAACUCCCAAGUUCACUGAGAAGGCGCCCAAGAUUGUAAAUGUGAAAGUUAGUCCCCGGAUGAUUCAACAGCCUAGGUAAACGGAGAGAGAGAGAGAGAGAGAGAGAGAGAGAGAGAGACGACUCAGUUCCAUCUUACGUCUUCGUCUUGUAAAGGAUGUUAAUCAGUCUUUUCUUGUUUCUGCAUCUUUUGUAAAUAAGCUUAUGACAGUGUUAGCUUUUUCUCCGUUUUUUGCUUGUGUUAUUUAACAUCGAUGAAAAAAAAAAAAAGAAGAAGAAAA